Aspergillus udagawae is the source of this 1014-nucleotide messenger RNA. RefSeq names its product putative aminotransferase. The coding region runs from base 1 to 1014 and encodes 337 amino acids. The record is from RefSeq and is a predicted model, not a curated record. The transcript is spliced from 8 exons. NCBI's taxonomy places the organism in Eukaryota, Fungi, Ascomycota, Eurotiomycetes, Eurotiales, Aspergillaceae.
AUGGCUUCGGAAUUUGAUAUUGCACGGGUUAGGACUCGUUUUCCUGCCUUGAAUGCAGAGCAGGUGUUCCUCGAUAAUGCAGGAGGCAGUCAGGUUUUGGACACUGUGAUUGAAUCGAUUACAUGUUACCUCUCUACCACCAAUGUUCAAUUGGGAGCGACGUAUGGUAUAUCUCGGGCAGCCACCGCCGCAUUUACUAAGGGCUACGAGGCGGCGGCGGAGUUUAUCAAUGCGAAUCCUGAUGAAGUUCGGAUCGCCGGCCGACUGGGCUUGCAGGUGAAGUGGUGGUCGGCAUCGGACCCAAGAAACCCUGUUUGUGAUUUGGAUGAGCUGAGCCAGUUGCUCUCCGAGAAGACGAGGCUCGUUGCUUGCCCACAUGCUUCGAACAUCACGGGGACAAUCACGAAGGUCAAGGAGAUUGCGAAGCUCGUCCAUCAGUAUCCACGAGUAGAUGUGAAGGAUCUCGAUGUCGAUAUUUAUGCGUUCUCUCAGUACAAAGUCUACGGGCCGCACAUUGCUCAGUUAUACGUCUCGUCUCGGAUUCAUAAUCAGAUCGACAGUCUUGGCCAUUUCUUCAAAGGCACAGACACGCUGGACUUGAAGCUCAAUCUAGCAUCCGCCAGCUACGAAGCGAUACAGAGUAUUCCUGCGAUCGCCUCUCAUGAAGAGAAACUACAGGCGAUACUGCUUGACUGUCUCAGAAGCGAGGAUCAGAUUACAAUCUAUGGGGAACCAUCAGCAAGCAAGGAGCUUCGCGUCCCGGUAAUCAGUUUCACAGUGCAAGGCAUCAAGAGCUCAAAGGUUAUCGAAGUAGUGGAGCUGCGAACGCGGUUUUGUUUCCGCCAUGGACAUAUGCACAGUCACCGGCUGUUAAACGAUAUCGUAGGCUUGGAGGACGUCGAAGACGGCGUGGUACGGUUCAGCAUGCUGCAUUACAAUACUGAGGAAGAAAUCAAUCUCCUGGUCGGGACCUUGAAAGAAAUCAUUAGUUCUCUGGUAUGCUCUACUGUGUAG